CUCAAGUCGGCUACUCUCCAUCGCACAAUGUCCGCCAACGAUCCGCCUGAAGAGCCUCCAGCUCCCGUUGAACAUGUGCACACUGUCCAUUUUCAUGAAAACGGUCUCGUGAAUGUCAGGAAGACGCCUGAACACCUGGUUCCCAUUAUGCAUCGGAACAUCACAGAAUCGUCUCUUCUUCGCCUUCCACCUGAGCUGCGCAACCGGAUCUACGAGUAUGCACUCGGAGGAAUGAACAUCAAUAUUGACUAUGGCUAUCUUGACUGGGUAGUGAUAGAUAAGCUCCAUAAUUAUGACAUCUAUCCUAUGGAUAACGCCAUCAUCUGGAACACCAACUACAGUCUUUUUCAUGUGUGCCGUCAGGUCUACAGCGAAACUUGUCUCCUCGCGUACAAGCUCAACACUUUCAUCGUUUCAGAUGACCUUGGUCUCAGCAUGUGGGUCCAUAUGCGCAAACAGGCGCAGCUAGACGCAAUUCGGACGGUUCGAGUCUCUUCUUGUGUUUUGAACACUGGUUGGGGGCCUUGGGAGGACUUCGUUGAUAUGUUCAGCAGACUAGAGACACUUGUCUUAGAAUGCCAUGAUCGCCAUUACUUAAAGGCAGGGCCUGGAGAUAUCCAGGCUGGAGUCAAUAAGAGGCAAGGUGGCGACCUUGAGGUGAUAGUCUUGACUGACGAAAGCAAACACUACGGGCCCACCUGGAGGCGAUUUUGCUAUCUAUGUGUGUAGUCAACCAGGCUGUUAUGGGAUCUCGAUUACACGC
Messenger RNA from Dothidotthia symphoricarpi CBS 119687, 763 nucleotides. RefSeq lists its product as uncharacterized. The transcript has 2 exons. The coding region runs from base 28 to 729 and encodes 233 amino acids. The record is from RefSeq and is a predicted model, not a curated record. NCBI's taxonomy places the organism in Eukaryota, Fungi, Ascomycota, Dothideomycetes, Pleosporales, Dothidotthiaceae.